GAGCCGCGCGCCCCGCCCAGCCCCCCGCCCCGCGCCCCGGGAUGACUUGUUAACCGGCGGACACACCGAGGGGACAGGAGUGGACUCCGAGUGGAAUUUGGAUUUGGAGAAGAGUUUCCUGGACAUUUACCCUCCUCCGUGUUGGUGUUUUUUCUUCCUUUUUUCUUUUCUUUUCUUUUUCUUUUUGGCUUCUUUUUGCGCCUUCUCCGUGUCAUUGGGAUGAACACAGCUCGCUUGCAUCUCAGAAAGUAGCCGCGGCUGUGGCCCCAAAGAGCACACAUGUAGGAAUGACAAAGGCUGGCAAAGCGGAGCGUGCAGCCCGAGGCCCGGAGCGAGCUCGAUAAUGGAUUACUAAAUGGGAUACACGCCGUGCCAGCCCGUCCCGAGCCGGCCGCCUGCACGUCGAUGCACCGAAAGGGUGAAGUAGAGAAAUAAAGUCUCGCCGCUGAACUACUAUGAGGUCAGAAGCCUUGCUGCUAUAUUUCACACUGCUACACUUUGCUGGGGCUGGUUUCCCAGAAGAUUCUGAGCCCAUCAGUAUUUCGCAUGGCAACUAUACAAAACAGUAUCCGGUGUUUGUGGGCCACAAACCAGGACGCAACGCCACACAGAGGCACAGGCUAGACAUCCAGAUGAUUAUGCUCAUGAACAGGACUCUCUACAUUGCUGCUAGGGAUCAUAUUUAUACUGUUGAUAUAGACACAUCCCACACGGAAGAAAUUUACUGUAGCAAAAAACUGACAUGGAAAUCUAGACAGGCUGAUGUAGACACGUGCAGAAUGAAGGGAAAACAUAAGGAUGAGUGUCACAACUUUAUUAAAGUUCUUCUAAAGAAAAAUGAUGAUACCUUGUUUGUGUGCGGGACCAACGCUUUCAACCCUUCCUGCAGGAACUAUAAGAUCGAUACUUUGGAACCUUUGGGGGAUGAGUUUAGUGGAAUGGCGAGAUGCCCUUAUGAUGCCAAGCAUGCCAACGUUGCACUGUUCGCAGAUGGAAAGCUGUACUCGGCCACAGUGACCGACUUCCUUGCCAUCGACGCUGUCAUUUACCGGAGUCUUGGAGACAGCCCUACCCUGAGGACCGUCAAGCAUGACUCAAAAUGGUUGAAAGAACCAUACUUUGUCCAAGCGGUGGAUUAUGGAGAUUAUAUCUACUUCUUCUUCCGGGAAAUCGCAGUGGAGUACAACACCAUGGGGAAGGUCGUUUUCCCUAGAGUGGCUCAGGUGUGUAAGAAUGACAUGGGAGGGUCUCAAAGAGUCCUGGAGAAGCAGUGGACAUCCUUCCUGAAGGCUCGCCUGAACUGUUCCGUUCCUGGCGACUCUCAUUUUUAUUUCAACAUACUCCAGGCGGUUACAGAUGUGAUCCGUAUUAACGGCCGCGAUGUUGUCCUGGCAACCUUUUCCACACCUUAUAACAGCAUCCCAGGGUCUGCAGUCUGUGCCUAUGACAUGCUGGACAUUGCCAAUGUUUUUACCGGGAGAUUCAAGGAACAGAAGUCUCCCGAUUCUACCUGGACACCAGUUCCGGAUGAACGAGUGCCUAAGCCCAGACCAGGCUGCUGUGCUGGCUCAUCCUCCUUAGAAAAAUAUGUGACCUCCAAUGAGUUUCCUGACGACACUCUGAACUUCAUUAAGACGCAUCCACUCAUGGAUGAGGCAGUGCCUGCCAUCAUCAACAGGCCGUGGUUCCUGAGAACAAUGGUCAGAUACCGCCUGACCAAAAUUGCAGUGGACACAGCUGCUGGACCAUAUCAGAAUCACACUGUGGUUUUCCUGGGAUCUGAAAAAGGAAUCAUCUUGAAGUUCUUGGCCAGGAUAGGAAACAGUGGCUUCCUAAAUGACAGCCUUUUCCUGGAGGAGAUGAGUGUUUACAACCCAGAAAAGUGCAGCUACGAUGGAGUAGAAGACAAGAGGAUUAUGGGCAUGCAGCUGGACAGAGCAAGCAGCUCUCUGUACGUGGCAUUCUCCACCUGUGUGAUAAAGGUUCCCCUUGGCCGGUGUGAAAGACAUGGGAAAUGUAAAAAAACCUGUAUCGCCUCCAGAGACCCAUACUGUGGGUGGGUAAAGGAAGGAGGCACCUGUGGCCAUCUGACAUCCAGCAGCAGACUGACUUUUGAGCAGGACAUAGAGCGUGGCAAUACAGAUGGCCUGGGAGACUGUCACAAUUCCUUCGUGGCACUGAAUGACAUUUCUACUCCACUACCAGAUCAUGAAAUGUCUUACAACACAGUGUAUGGGCACGCCAGUUCCCUCUUGCCCAGCACCACCACGUCAGAUUCGGCGGCUCAGGAGGGGUAUGAGUCUAGGGGAGAAUUGCUGGACUGGAAGGAUCUGCUCGAUUCACCCGGCAACACAGACCCUUUGGGGGCAGUGUCUUCCCAUAAUCACCAAGACAAGAAGGCUGCCGAGUUUUAUGAUUGGGGAGAGGAAGUUUGGUCAAGUAGGAAUUUGAAGUAAAAUGAAUUUAAACUAAAAAGAAAUUAGCCACUCUCGGCUUAUUAAGCAUCUGGUAUGUUUUCUAUGCACACCAACAGCAAGCACCCUAUGCUUGUAGCUAGUUAUCGCCCACACGCGGGCCAAGCGGAAGCUUACCUGAGGCACUUCUGUUUCUCAUCUGCCUUCCUGGUACCCACGAGAACUCCAGCGCUGCAGAGUUCCCCUGCCCUGACAGGACCCUGCACUUCCCCCUUCUCCCGUUCCCUCUUUGCCUGCUCUGAGUCCCACACCCAGGGAGCCAGGCUUGCUGUAAUAACAGAUGAGGAAAUCUGAGUAUAGUUGGUAACAGAGUCUAACUCUAACUACUCUUGCAUUUAGUGUUCUCCUAUGCUUAAAGUCUCCCAAGUUUGGCAUUUUCAAGCAUCCCAGUUCUCCAAUGAGGAAGGGUAUUUCCUAGCUCCUGUCAAGUCAUAUGUAAGCCACUUUAUGUACAGGGAAAAUUAUUCCUGAUGUCAUUAAUGCAGAAAGGAAAACAGAUUUCUUUUGUGGGCUCCUGAAGUUGGACUAAAUUCUCUGCCAUUUCUGCAGUAACAUUACUGUAAUGAAAUAUUUUCUGAGGCAUCUUAAGCAAAAUUUAUCACUGGUUCUGUAGUGUGAUUCAGAUGCCAGUGAGUUCAGGGCUACACUGGUGAUAGAUAUAGAUCCUAUAUCUACAGGAACUACCAAACCGCCAGACAGACAAAGUGCAAAGAGACAUGAAAGCAAAGCAGAUGCCUUAUGACCACCACCGUCUCUGUGAACAAGGCAGAAGAGUGCACAGCAGAUGUGAGGAAAACGUGCUGGACAGCAGAAGGCAGCUCAGCUGGACAUAGUGAGGAAAGAACACUCCGAGUCAGGGUCCUUAGUGUUCAGUACCAGCCAAUAGCAGUAAUACAGCACUAGAUAAGGAGGAUGAGGAAACAGGCUGUUGGGUAUCGGAUUCCUAUUUAAGUAUUCACCAAAAUGCUAGCAAAGUCUGCCUUUGUUCUUUUGAGUACCUCAAUCUUUAUUAAAAAUAGAAACACUUAAGUUCAUACAGGUUUUCCUAGUAAAACAAAUAGUAUAAUAACCAUUUUUAGGUGUGAUAGCAGAGCAAGACCAUACUGUGGAGAUUUCCCAGAGAGGGUUUCUGUCUUAUUGGGAGUCCUGUAGUGGGAAGAGGGGGCCCUUACUUGCACUUAUGAGAAGUUAACCAAACCACGUAGAAAAGAUGUCCAGUCAGAUGCAAAGGGCAUUAAGAGAGAAGGAACUGAAUACCGUUGUUUCAAGAACCCUUUUGAAUUAUGGUUCAUUUAUCUGUUUUGGAGUGUGAGAGAGGAAGUAUCCUGCAAAAUUCAUAAGGAAUUUAGUGUAUAAGCUGUUGACAAGGAUGGACAGUAAAAAAAGAAAAAAAAAACACAAAAUUUAGUCUGUUAUUCUUUUAUUUGUAAACUGUGCUUUACCUCCCCUAUGGAGAUUUAAUAUCAUUUUUGAAGCUCUCUCUUAAACUGUUUUCACCUCUAAAAGUUCUGAGAGCAUGUAAAGAGUGUUUGUGGGAGUCAUUAGAAAUACGUAGUUGGGAAAAAGAAGAGGAGCUUGCUGGGUAAAAUACAAUAUGUGAAGUUAAAUUUAAAUUUCAGAUACACCUAGAUACUUUCUUUAAAUAUUUAGGUGUAGCUGAAUAAUUCUUAGUGUAAGCAUAUUCCAAAGAUUGCAUGGGACAUGCAAUACUCUAAAACAUCACUGUUUAUGGGAAAUUUAGAUUUAAGGAAGUAUUCUGUAUGUUUUCUCUACCUGAAUCUCACUGAAGAGGUUGUUGAUAACUUACUCAGUGAGGAUAUGAUAUCUAGUCUCUACAUCAUACUUGCCCUUUAAACUCUUGGAAAUCUACAAUAAUGUUACCGUAUCAGAGGCAUUUAAGUAAAAAAAUUCAUUCCAUGAAAAACAUUCACAUCAUAUUUAAUUUCAGAAAAUAUGCACUUAGAGCUGUGCAUAUGUUUGAAAUGUGAUAAGGAGAUGAUCGCUGGGAGCACUCUUUCAGAAGCCACUUUUCUGCUCAGAAAUCAAAUUGUUACUGCACAGGAUGCUGUUAAAACUACUGCUUCUUUUUAAUUUUAUAUCAUUUCAGUUUUUGUCUACUCUCUGUUAACCACAUGUAUUUUUUGACCUCAUUUUCAUUGUUUUGGAAAAAAGAGCAAAAAUCCAAAAAGCGCUAGGAAAUAAUAGUUUAAUGAUGGUCAUGAUAACCCUACUCUGCAAAAGUGACCAAGCAUGACCUUUCCUUGCUUUGUUCGUGCAUUCAGCAGACACUCAGCCAACAUGCGCUGUCUGUAGACCUGACCUUGAGAGCCACGGAAGAUACAGGUUAGAACUCAAUUUAAACCUUCAGUCAAGUAGCUUACAGAACAGGUACGCAAGUGGCCCCUCUGCCUGUGCACCUGCUGGAGCAGAGGGAAGCCUGGCAGCAGAAGUCAGUGAUAAAGAGGUAGGCAGAGAGCUGAGGGAGCACAGGGAAGCAGGACUGGCCCAGGUAGGGGGCAGUGAAGGACAAGUUGGAUUUCUGUGGCAGAAGGAGUAAGAUUGGCAUUCCAACUGAAUUGCUGCAUGACCAGGACACACUCCUGGCAAAAGCGCAGCAUAUGAUGCUGAAGAGACAGGCAGUGCAAAGUGACCAAAGUGAUAAAGUAUCCGGAAGGCCAGGAUGGAGACUGAAAUGGAAUACUGUGUAGGUAAUAUAUUGCAAGCUGGUUAUUUAAUCAAAGGAGGUUGUUGGUUACAGACAUAUACACAAUAAAUUUGAGUAGUGGAAUUUUGUGUCAAUUCUUAAUCUAAAGUAUCGGCUACUACAGCUUACUGACCUUUUCCUGGUAAAUGCCCUUGCCAAACUAGACUUUAUCCCAAGUAAAGCCCCAAGCAAGCUAAACUCUAAACCAUAACUCCUGUCACUUUGGUUUGAACACUGCCAUUCACAGCUUAUGACAGGUGUUUCUCAGCUUCCUCCGAUUUUUCAAUCAGGGUGGUUGAAAAAGACAUGAUAAUAUAACCUAGGGUGCUAGCCUUUGUUUUUACUAUAUUAUUUCUUUGUCAUCUGCCAGAAAAAGUCUGUGUGUGGUCUCUGAUUUUUUCUUUGAAGGACUGGGAAAAAUGAUAGAGCAGGCAGGUCUGGUGCUGGCCCCUGAGCAGAUGCGCAGGAGUCUCCCCCUGCAAGCGUGUGGGGCAGAGGCUGCCUGGGUGGAAGCUGUAAUUGUUCCUUCAGGAGUGCAGGCAUGGGUGUAGAUUGGAUCUAGUUAAUUUUGUAUCCUCUUGACAACUUGCUGGAUUUAUCUAAGGUCUUGAUAAGAUUAUUGUGGAAAGGGUGGAAGAGAAAAAAAGUUAAAUGUCAGCCGCGUAAGAAAGCUGUUUCAUCUCCCUGUCUGCCUGAAGUGCACACUAAUAUUUAAAUUUUCCAGGGAUAUCCACUAAACCUCUUAUUCUUCAUCUAUGAUCUAUCCAUUUCCUCAAAAACUGGAGGACUUAAAUUAUGAUUGUGGAGAACUUUUGCUUUUAAAUCAGCAUCUUAAAUCUCAGGGUAUUAAAAAAUCACCCUCUAGAUAAUGCUUCGUACCUUUAAUCCACAGCUCCUUUUUCAUCCAUACCAUUCUUGACAUUUUGCCUCUACCCUUUUCCCCCAUUCUCUUUUAUUUUUUAUUCUCUUCCAUCUUUUGUACAAAAGCACACACAAUGACAAAGUUUUCUGACAGCCGAAUGGAACUUUCAAGGACUAAAGUGAUGAGAUUAGGCCUGAUCUUAUUAACUGAACAUCUGGAAUAGUUACAAACUGCACUUUAAUUGAUCCAAUUGCACUGUGUACAUCUAGAUUCUAUUUUCUCCUCAUUGUAAAAUUAUAAAGGUCAAUUUAUAGUGUGGAUGCUGUGCAAUAAUAGAAAAAUAAUAUUAAGUUUGUCUCAAAGUUUUUUCAUAGUGGAGUUUCAUGAAGUAUCAUUGAUUUUGGUUUUAAGGCUUAUUAGAUGUCUUACUUCAUAAACCUCAUUGUUUCUUUGACUAGUCUACAAGAAGGUAGCUUUCUGAAGAAAGCAUCUCUUUUCUUUAACAUUACUUAUGAGAAUGGUCUCCAACUCUGUAGGCCUUGCUCAGAAUAUAUAAUACAUGAACUGCCCUAAAGAGAAAUGGGGUGAAAUUUUUGUGUUCAUUUGCUGAUCCCAAGGAGAUGGAGGCUGUGAAGUAAAGGAUAAACCCUUGCAAAGUGGAUGGCUACUGGAGGAACUGAGAGAAAACACAUAAAUUUCACUGUUUUAAACCCCAGAAAGGCUGUGAAGUGAAUUGGUUAGAGUCAGGAAUAGUGGGAACACAGCAGGUGGAAUCUUAGUUGGUGUCAGAAAGCCAAUUACAGGCAAUAUGAAGGUUUGUCAUCCUCACUAUUUCUUAAGUUCUUCCAGGUUUUCCAUUUGGGAAUUAUCGUUGUAAAAUUAUUCAUUUUUGGUAGGGUAAUAGGAAUUCUCUGACUCCGAUUCUUUUUUUAAUUUCAUAUUUUUGAAAAGAUGCAUUCUUUUUAACACAUAUCUACAAUGUUCCUCACUGAAAGUGAAGUCCGAGACAGCCAUUAUAAAUUGUAUAGACAUAAUUGAAGUGCAGCGUAGACACCAACAAUACUUCAUUAGGAGGAAAAUGAUGUUGAGAAAUUUAUAGAGCUGCAGACUGCAUUAUGCCUAACCUUUUGGACAUAUUAAAGUAUGUCAUUUCCAGUCCUGUAGGCUCUCAUUAUUCAUAAAUAAUAGAUAACACUGGACACAAUCAUCUGACAUUUGUUAAGGUAAUAAAUACACCCUAAGUGCUGACGGGUCUUGCACUCCAGGAUUUAAAAGCACACAACCGAAACUUUAUGGAACUUAAAAAUCUCUUAUGUAAUCCUGUGGAUUUGCAGGUUCAGUUCAGCUCAGCAGAUUGGAAGUGCCAAGUUCUGUUGAGUGCACUCUGAUGCUAGGUACUUUUAUUAUUACUAAGCAGGGCUUGUGCAUGGAGAAGGAAACAUGGGUUCACAUUGCUCCUCUUAGUCUAGAAUAUGAAAAAGAAGAACUUUCCUGAGUUUCUGUUUCUCUUACCUGGUGAGACAAGGGGAAAAGAUUUUUGCAUUCCUUGACCCAUUCUUAGUAUUGCUUAAGGAGAUUCUGUUGAGGUGACAUCACACAUAAAGAUGGCUGCUGUACUGGUGAUGGCACAUGUAAAGAUGGCUGCUGUACUGGUGACGUCACACGUAAAGAUGGCUGCUGUACCCAGAGGUGGUGCCAUAGACAUACAACUUCUUCUGCUCCUGGGACCCACUCAUGACUGGGCCCAUCCACUUUAGGACAUAUCUGAAUUCUCCAAUUCCCACGAUUACCUAGUGGCCACUGCUAAAGAGAAGGGGAGCAUCAGAAUUCCCCUCAUCAUCCCAGGUUGAAUAACAUGACCCAGGCAUCUUUCUAGUACCUUUGGUGCUAGCAAAUUGGGUUAACUUUGGGUCAUAGGCCAUACUUUGGUCAGGUACCAAGAGAAAGUGUGAGAGAUUUGAUUGUUGAUUCCAAUUAAGAAGCAUCAGCUUUUUCUUCUUUGUGAGAGCCUGACACCAAGUGUGGAAAUUAUCCAUGUUACACAGUGAGGACUCAUGCUUUGGACACCCAGGAAGAUGUGGCACAUUAAUUUGUUAUAAAUUUCCCAAGUCAGUUUGGAAGUCGGGAUAGCCAUUGCCUCAGUGGUGUCUGAGGUUGGACAAUAGAGCCAAAAACCUGUGGGCAUUGUCUAGAAUAUUAUCAGUGUCAUUGAUGCAGUGCUUCUCAAGCUUUAGUGAAUGUAAGAAUCUCCUGAAGGCCUUCCAGGUUCUGGGUCCCACGCAAAGAUUCUGAUGCAGGUGUAGGUAAUACCUAAGGGUUUGUUGUUUCUAACAGGCUCCAGAUGAAACUAAUGGUGAGUGGCACUGACUAAAAACACUUCCCAUGUUGCUAACAGGUUCUUCUGAAUCUUACUAGUCAAGAUUUUGCUUUGAGUAUUUCUAUAUCCUCAGUUUUCUGUUCUUGACUAACACAAUGGAGCCCUACAAAGUGGGAUACUGCUCCAGGUAGGCAACUUAUCAGAAAUUCUAGAAGUACUGCCCUUUUGUUAUUAAGUGUCAACGUGUUUCCUGCAUAAUACCAACUGCUUUCCAUGCGCUCAUUUAUUUAGCCUGUAUUAUCCUUCCAUCAGCACUCAUGGCAUAGCCAGCUCUCCUGGGCUUUAGAGAUUGAGUGACAUGCCCAAGGUCCCACAGCCAUUUGUCUAUAGAGCAAAGAUUCAAAUCUAGGACUUUAGAAUCUCAAAAUUUGUGUUCUUAACCAGUAACACCUAGCCUCAUCUUUGACCUGAACCUCAUGAGUUAUAUUUCUGGCAAGUUUAAGUUGGUAAUUUUAAUUGUGUUAAUACGUGUUUCAUCAUAUUUGUUUUAUUUUUGCUUUGUACAGAAAAGGCACUGCAAAUAUCCAAACAAUUAUCUAAAUUUAACGAUUUUAUGAGGAGACUUCCUAUUUCAUUGUGUAGCUUUUUAAUGCUUUGUGAAAGAGUAAAGGAAGAAGAUAGGAUGGGGAAGUUGGAAAACAGAAACAUUUCAUCUGGUUUCAGAAAUCAUUCAGAUGCUGAGUUUCCCAUCUCAUUUAGGAAAGCAAAAAAAAAAAAAAAA
This is a messenger RNA of Chinchilla lanigera (long-tailed chinchilla), 9138 nucleotides long. RefSeq names its product sema domain, transmembrane domain (TM), and cytoplasmic domain, (semaphorin) 6A (gene Sema6a). NCBI's taxonomy places the organism in Eukaryota, Metazoa, Chordata, Mammalia, Rodentia, Chinchillidae. The transcript has 20 exons. The record is from RefSeq and is a predicted model, not a curated record. Gene Ontology annotation, molecular function: semaphorin receptor binding; chemorepellent activity. Gene Ontology annotation, biological process: semaphorin-plexin signaling pathway; neural crest cell migration; negative regulation of axon extension involved in axon guidance. The coding region runs from base 456 to 2456 and encodes 666 amino acids.